Molecule: messenger RNA, 1348 nt
Organism: Oreochromis aureus
Lineage: Eukaryota; Metazoa; Chordata; Actinopteri; Cichliformes; Cichlidae
Product: immunoglobulin lambda-1 light chain-like
Exons: 4
Coding region: 459-1181 (240 amino acids)
Source: RefSeq, a predicted model, not a curated record
GAAAACGUGUGAUGUGUGAGGAUAAGGACAUUUGCAUUUAAACUACAACUGUUCUGAAUUUGUUGAGACUUGUUCUACCUCAUGUUCUUAUAAACCUUACUGUUUAUUCUUUUCACAUAAGUCCUGCUCACAUUUCAGCUAGAAAGAGAUUGGUGUUAACACCUAAAACUGUCAAUAAUCAGUUACAUAAUAUUUAUUCCCUUUACAACAAUAUUUUCGUGAGCAAUAUGUCAUGACAGCCAUAAGUGUGUCGGUUGAACAUGAGCCAGAAACAUUUAAUUGAUGUUAUUUGCAUUAGAAAUGAUUUUUUAAUCUAUGAAUGAAAAUCAUUUUGUUGAAUCUCCUCCUCCUUUGGUUUGCCUCUCCUCUGUGUCUUUAAGUGUCAGUAUCGCUUCACUUCUCACUACAAUCCUACUCACAUCUCAGCUGAACAGUAAAGAUCAUUUACACCUGACAACAUGCUGUGGACCCUGUGCACUCUCAUCACUGCUCUAACAUAUGUUGAUGCAGUCAUCGUGUUGACCCAAACACCUGCUGUCCACACAGUUUCUUCAGGUCAAGAAGUUGUUCUCAACUGCAACAUAGAGAGAUAUGAUAGGAAUUCUGUUAGAUGGUAUAAACAAGUUCCUGGUGAGGCUCCUCAAUAUGUUCUAAGAUUUCAUCAUUCUGACAGCUCACUAAGCUUUGGAACAGGAUUCUCCUCAGACAGGUUCAACUCUAAAUCCUCAUCAAAUAUUGAUUACCAGUUCAUUAUCAAGCAAGCAGAAACAGGAGACUCUGCAGUGUAUUACUGUCAUACAUAUGAUAACUCUGCUUCUGCACACGUAUUCGGACAAGGCACCAAGCUGAUUGUGACAAGCUCCAGCCUUCCUCCUCCUGUCCUGACAGUCUUCCCUCCAUCCAGUGCUGAGCUCCAGUCCAACACAGCUUCUCUGGUCUGUCUGUCCAGUCAGUCUGUGUCUUUUGCAGAUGUGAGCUGGUUGGCUGGUGGGGGUCCAGUGAGCAGCGGGAUCUCUACCAGCACUGCUGUUCAGAGACCAGACCAGACUUACCAAAUCAGCAGCUCUCUGACCAUCCAGACAUCAGACUGGAACAUGGAUAAGGUUUAUACAUGUAAAGUGUCUUUGGGCUCGCAGACUUCAGAGAAAACCAUCAAGAAGUCAGAAUGUCCCACUGAAUAGUCGAGGACCAGAAUUUUAAAGCAUUUAAAUUCAGCUUUUUUACUAUUUGCGCUGUUUGCUUAUUGCAAAGCUGAUAUUUUAGAAAUCAGAAUAAAGCAAAAGGUUCACAUCAUUUGUUCAUUUCCAUUUUCAUGAACAGAUAUUUGCAGUUGUUAUGGAUUAAAUCA